Molecule: messenger RNA, 402 nt
Organism: Plasmodium knowlesi strain H
Lineage: Eukaryota; Apicomplexa; Aconoidasida; Haemosporida; Plasmodiidae
Product: Plasmodium exported protein, unknown function
Exons: 2
Coding region: 1-402 (133 amino acids)
Source: RefSeq, a predicted model, not a curated record
AUGACCCUAUUUACCAUGAAAAGAUUGGACGGCGCACUAAUAUGUGUUCUUUUGAGCUUCCUCUCAAACAUUGUAGGUUUGCCGAAUAUCAUUUCGAAGGAGGUCUGGAAUGUAUCUGGAGGUGCACGCAGACAGCUAUGCGAGAGGGCUGUAGGAAAGUGCAAACCCUGUAUGAACGGAAAGGUCGUAAGUAAAGUGACAACCGAAAGCACAAUCACAGUUAAGGAUGGAAUAACGGGAAAGGUAAAGAAAAAAGUACAUGAAAAAGUUACGGAAACUGUUACCGAAAGUAGUACAAAUAGUAAUCGCCCAUCUAGGUCAGUAAAAGUGGAAUCUAUCGAGGAAGGACCAUUAACUAGAAGGAGAAAUACGUACACACGUAAGUGUUUUUUGCCUAAAUAA